Messenger RNA from Coccidioides immitis RS, 2040 nucleotides. Its product is annotated as drug:H+ antiporter-2. The record is from RefSeq and is a predicted model, not a curated record. Gene Ontology annotation, biological process: transmembrane transport. The transcript has 2 exons. Lineage: Eukaryota; Fungi; Ascomycota; Eurotiomycetes; Onygenales; Onygenaceae. Gene Ontology annotation, molecular function: transmembrane transporter activity. The coding region runs from base 301 to 1908 and encodes 535 amino acids.
CGUCCGUGGCCUGUCGGGGGCAUCAAUGCUGGUCUCGGCCCCGAGACUUGGCUCUCCACCCCCGACUGCGCAUUGAUCGCAGCAAAAUAUAAAAAUCUCGGGGCAGUUUGUAUCUGCCAGUGAUGAAAAGCAUAUAUAUACAUAUACAUACAUAUAUCCGGGUCAUCAUGGAUUUCCUUUGCUUUUUCAUUCCACUUUCCUCUCGUUCCCAUUCCAAAGCCGGGAGUAGGGAGGAGGCCUCUAUUUUUCUUGAUUCAUAUAAUACCUUCUGUGUUGAUUUUAAAUUUUUCUACUCAAGACAUGUCAGAAAACGAUAGCCAAAAGUCGUCUACCGACAUAGAGAAAGACGGUGUUGAGGAGUCUACUCCUACGCAGCCUGAUGACUCUCAGUACCCAGGACUAGCAACCGUCAUCCCUAUUAUGGCUGCCUUGUAUCUCGGUGUAUUUCUCGUCGCAUUGGACCGAACAAUCAUUGCAACGGCCAUCCCACGAAUAACAGAUGAUUUCCACUCGCUAAACGAUGUUGGCUGGUACGGGAGCAGCUACCUCAUCGCAGCGUGUUCGUUUCAGUUACUCUACGGCAAGGUAUACACUCUCUACCAUCCUAAAUGGGUGUAUGUGUGCAGCAUUGUUCUUUUCGAAGUUGGUUCUACUAUUUGCGGCGCUGCGCCAACCUCGACGGCGUUUAUUGUCGGACGAGCUAUUGCUGGACUAGGAUCGGCGGGAAUGUUUUCAGGAACAGUUGUCAUUAUUGUGAACACAGUCCCGCUAAGGAAGCGACCUGCCUAUACGGGGUUCAUGGGCGGAAUCUUCGGGAUCUCGUCGGUGGUAGCUCCGUUGUUAGGAGGUGCAUUUACUGAUAAUGUCUCAUGGAGGUGGUGCUUUUACAUCAACUUGCCCAUCGGGGGAUUUGCAAUGGUGAUCAUCCUAUUGCUCCUUAAGCUUCCACAUGUGAAGAAAGCCGAUAACAAGGCCUCGAUUGGCCGGCAUAUCAUGCGCUUAGACCCGCUCGGCACCAUCUGUUUUCUUCCAAGCAUGGUGUGUCUCCUCCUAGCUCUGCAAUGGGGAGGAUCGACUUACCCCUGGAGCAGCGGGAAGGUCAUCCCCUUGCUCGUCGUAUUCGCUGUUCUCAUCUGUGCCUUUGUCGCGAUCCAAAUUUGGGGCGCGGAGGAUGCAACCGUCCCUCCAAGGAUCUUCACUCAACGAAGCAUUCUGUCCGGCUUUUGGUACACGAUCUGCGUGGCUGGUUCCAUGCUCGUCCUUGUCUACUACCUCCCCAUCUGGUUCCAGGCCAUCAAAGGAGCUAGCGCCGUUAAGUCAGGCAUUAUGAAUCUGCCUCUGAUCCUCUCUCUCGUACUCGGUAGCAUCAUGGCCGGCGGUCUCGUCACUGCCACGGGUUAUUAUAACCCCUUCAUGUUUCUUUGUUGUGUCCUUAUGUCCAUCGGCGCCGGACUCAUCACCACUUUUACCCCGACAACAGGCCACCCAAAUUGGAUCGGAUACCAAAUCGCGUACGGCCUAGGGUUAGGGCUAGGCAUGCAACAAGCAGCCGUCGCAUCGCAGACGAUUCUAUCGAAAAAGGACGUUCCGGUUGGCGUUGCCCUUGUAUUUUUCGCCCAAUCUCUUGGAGGAGCGGUAUUUGUUGCCGUUGCGCAGAAUAUCUUCACGAAUAAACUUACUGAGGGCCUCGCGAAAAUUCCCGAUAUGGACCCGUCGAUCAUACUCAAUAUCGGCGCCACAGCUAUCCAUAAAGUUGUUAAAGAUCCCGAAACGCUGACCCGUGUAUUGGCCAUCUACAACGACGGCUUGACGGAUGCAUUUCGUGUGGCUUUGGGUUUAGCAUGCGCGUCUAUCCUUGGUGUGAUAGCCGUGGAAUGGAAGAGUGUGAAGGGGAAGGAGAAGCAAUAAGAAUGUAAAUGCAUACAACAAUCAGGUAUCAAACGAGAUGGGAUGUCAUUUUCUUGGAUUUAAUGUCGCGAUAGAAUAUGUGUCAUAGGUAAUAGGGGCGAUAGACGAACUUGAUAGAGAACUCCAAUUCAU